UUUUUUUUUUUUAAUACACAUUUAAAACAAAUAUUUUUAUUAUGCGUUUCUUCACUGCUCCUAUGGCCGGUUCACUCCGUGCUGCUGCUCAACCUUCUGCUCGUUUUGCCAACAAGACUCCUCGUCUUGCUAUGCGUAAUUAUAGUUCGGAAACACCUAAGAAAAGUGGUGGUAACGGACUCAUUUUCGUUACUCUUUUAGGUUUAGGUGUUGCGGGUGGUCUUUACUACAACCAAUCUUCUUCUGUCUCUACUCACCAAACUCCUGCGAAAGAACAACCAGCUGGCAAGGCUUCUUUUGACCCUACUCAAUUCAAAAGUUUCAAGUUAAUCGAUAAACAAAAAGUCACCCAUGAUACCAGUCUUUUCCGCUUCCAAUUGGAUAGUGAAACUGAUGUGUCUGGUCUUCAUACUGCUUCUUGUGUCAUUACUCGUUAUCCUAUUACUAAGAAAGAUGGUUCUCCUGGUUAUGUCAUUCGUCCUUACACUCCUACUUCCACUGAAGAAACUCAAGGUCAUGUCGAUUUCGUUAUCAAAAAUUAUGCCAAUGGUAAGAUGAGUAAGCAUAUUCACAACUUGAACAUUGGUGAUGAAUUGGAAAUCAAGGGCCCUAUUGGCAAGUAUCCUUGGGAUGAAAAAAAGGUGGAAAACGUUGGUAUGGUUGCUGGUGGUACUGGUAUCACUCCUAUGCUUCAAUUGAUUCGUCGUAUAUUUGAUCCUAUUCAUAAAGAUGAAAAGACCAAGGUGACUUUGAUUUUCGGUAAUCGUACAGAAGAAGAUAUUUUGCUCAAGGAAGAAUUGGAUAAUUAUGCCAAGACUCAUCCCGAUCGUUUCAAGGUGAUCUAUGCUCUCGAUACUGCUCCUGCAGAUUGGGAUGGUAUCAAGGGUUAUGUGACCAAGGAUGAUAUUCAAAAGUACUUGCCUGGUCCCGAAAAGCCAUCCUCCAUCAUCUUUGUGUGUGGUCCUGAUCCUCUUUUGGCUACUGUAGCUGGCCCCAAGAAUCCUGACAAGAGCCAAGGCGAAGUCACUGGUAUGCUCAAGGAACUGGGUUAUGACUCUUCCAAUGUCUACAAGUUCUAAUCUGUAUAGUAUUAGUUGUAUAUUGUAUGAAAAUAAAAUCAUGAUUAUUUUGGGCGUCUUUCCAUUUUUUUUUUUUU
Molecule: messenger RNA, 1156 nt
Organism: Halteromyces radiatus
Lineage: Eukaryota; Fungi; Mucoromycota; Mucoromycetes; Mucorales; Cunninghamellaceae
Exons: 5
Coding region: 42-1079 (345 amino acids)
Molecular function (GO): cytochrome-b5 reductase activity, acting on NAD(P)H
Source: RefSeq, a predicted model, not a curated record